AUGCGUCUCAACGUGACGUCCACGAGCAACGUGCACAAAGAGCUCGUGGCAUGCGUCGGAUGGAACGCGUUCAACGAGCUGUACAGCUGCGGCGACGAUAAGACCGUCAGCCGAUGGGACAUAAACGGCGACGCGGGCGGAAAGGUGCGAACCGACCGGUACGUCACGGACAUGCACUGGUUCCCCGCGGGUAAAGGCGGCGGAUCCACCGGCGGCAACGACGUGUUCGCGUGCUCCUUCUCGGACGGAUGCUUCCGGAUCCUCACGAGAGGCGGUCGCGUGGAGCGGCACGUCCCGGACGCGCACCGCGGGGCGUGCGUCUCCCUCCGAUGGAACCCCGACGGAACCGCGCUCGCGACGUGCGGCGAGGACGGAGCGCUGAAGACGUGGGGCAGGAACGGCAUGCUCCGCGCGGUGCUCGAGCAGCUCCAACACGCCAUCCACGCCAUCUCGUGGUCGCCCUCGUGCGACGCCGUCGCCGCGGGAUGCGGCAAAGACCUGUACGUGAAAUCCGCGGACCCCGGCGGGCGCAAGACGAUACGGUGGAAGGCGCACGACGGCGCGGUGCUCGCGGUGGACUGGUCCCCGCGGGGCGACGUCAUCGUGUCCGGAGGCGAGGACUGCAGGUACCGCGUGUGGGACGCGUUCGGCCGAACGCUGUACGCGUCGCCCACGAUGGACCACCCGACGACGUCGUGCGCGUGGGCGCCGGGCGGGGACGUGUUCGCCGUCGGAUCCUUCGAGCGCGCGUACCUGUGCGACAGGACGGGGUGGUCGUCCCCGGGCGGCGGUAAAUGCCAAUUAGCCGACGGCUUCGGCAGCGUGUUUGGUUUGGCGUGGUCCCCCGACGGGACGACGCUCGCGGGUUGCGGCGGGGGCGGAUACGUCUUCGUCGCGGGAACCGUUGGAGAUGCGAAGGAGUGGGGCGACGCCGAGGCGUCCGUGAGCGAGGCGGAUCCGCACGCCGUGAUCGUCAGGUGCGUGUCACGGGAGAACACGUCGUCGACGAUCGAGCUGAGAGACAGGGCGUCGAGGCUGUCGCUCGCGCACGGGUACUUGGUGUGCGUCACGACGAACCAGGUUUGCGUGUACAGAGCGGACGUACAGACCGGCCGGUGGUCCAACCAACCCGCGUGCGUGCUGGACGUGCGGGACGUCGUCACCCUGGUGCUGCAGUGCCGCGCGUGCUUUUUGCUGUGCACGGGAGGCGCGGACGGCGGCGCCGCGAGGGUAUACGGGUACGAGGGGCGAAUGAUUUGCGAGCUCAAGACGCAGGGCUUCGCGCGGCCCGAGUCGCUGUCGGACGGCGUCGUCGCGCUCGCCCCCGACACGUGCGCCGUCGUGGACAGGAACGACGCGCGCGUCGUCCGAUUCCUCGACACGAACGCUGGUAGGCCCGUGGGUACGGACGUGACGCACGACUUGGACGUCGUUCACGUGGCGCUGUCGCAAAACGGCCAAGCGCCCGAUCGACGAUGCGCCUUUGUCGACGCCAACCGCGACGUCUACGUCGUCCCGGUGCUCCGACGCGGUGCCGACGAAAAUCACGCGCUCCUGGCGACGAUGGUCGACGACGUGCGGUGGAGCGACACGACGGACAUGCUCGCCGCGAUGUGCGACGGUACGCUGCACGCGUGGUACUAUCCCGACGCUUUCUACGUCGACCCGGACUUGGCGCCCCGGACGAAGCUGGUCAAGCACGCCGGUCAAGCGGGCGUCGACUUUGGCAAGUCCCCGCGCAUCGUCGCGUUCGACGGCGCGCGGUGCACGGUGCGCAGGGUGGAUGGCGCGAGAAUCGCGUGCUCGGUGAGCGCGCACGCGCCGGUGCUUUACAAACACGUCUUGGCGAACCAGUGGGACCGCGCGAUUCGUCUGUGCCGUUUCGUGAAGGACGACUCGAUGUGGGCCUGCCUCGCGGCGAUGGCGGUGGCGAACAAGGACCUGAACACCGCGGAGAUUGCGUACGCGGCGGUGGAGGAGGUGGAGAAGGUGCAGUUUGUGCAGGCGAUCAAGAAGAUUCCGACGGAGGAGGGGCGGAUGGCUGAGCUGGCGCUGUUUCGGCGCAAACCGGACGAGGCCGAGUCGAUUUUGUUGCAAGCGGGUGCCGUGUACAGGGCCAUCGACAUGCACGUGCGACUGUUCAACUGGCGGAGGGCGCUGGACCUCGCGGUGCAGCACAGAACGCACGUGGACACCGUGCUCUAUCGCCGCGCGCGCUACCUCGAGGAGGCGCAGAGGCGCGAAACCGACGAGAGCUUCAAGGAGUACUCGCGGUCCGUGCAGGUGGACGAGGAAGCGGUGCUGGCGAAGAUUGCGCAGGAGGGCGAAAAGGAGAAGGAACGCGCGAGGCCCGUGGGAGGAGGAGUAGGAGGAGGAGGAGGCGGUAGGACGUCGCGCGAUACGGGGGGGGCGCCGCCGAGCGUGCGGAGCAUGAUGCGCGAGAGUGGGUCCGCGUCUGGUGGUUCGUCCGCCAGGUCUCGCGCGAGCAGGCGAUGA
This is a messenger RNA of Micromonas commoda, 2496 nucleotides long. RefSeq names its product intraflagellar transport 80 (gene IFT80). The transcript has 3 exons. Gene Ontology annotation, cellular component: centrosome; intraciliary transport particle B; cilium. Gene Ontology annotation, molecular function: protein binding. Lineage: Eukaryota; Viridiplantae; Chlorophyta; Mamiellophyceae; Mamiellales; Mamiellaceae. Gene Ontology annotation, biological process: cilium assembly. The coding region runs from base 1 to 2496 and encodes 831 amino acids. The record is from RefSeq and is a predicted model, not a curated record.